Xylaria bambusicola is the source of this 2075-nucleotide messenger RNA. RefSeq lists its product as uncharacterized. The coding region runs from base 220 to 1893 and encodes 557 amino acids. Lineage: Eukaryota; Fungi; Ascomycota; Sordariomycetes; Xylariales; Xylariaceae. The transcript is spliced from 2 exons. The record is from RefSeq and is a predicted model, not a curated record.
CGUCUCCUCUACCAAGACUCCAGUUCCCUCUCUCCUUGCUGCAGAGUGAUCUCAUCCACCCGAUCUUGCCAUCGACAGUUUUCAUACAUAUUUCUAGGCGUUAAGACAUCUUGCCUCGGUGGAGCUGGUUCUCCCCCUUCACUCUCUUCCAAUAAUUCUAUAGUCAGUUCGUUCGUUCUUGUCCUGGUUGACGAGACAACGUCCUUGCCCACAGCAGACAUGGCUCCUCUGGCAGCAGACAUGUCUUUUGACUUCACUUUCCCUUCUUGCGAGCCGGUCACCCCGCCGAGCUUUUCCUUUGAUCCGUCUCUGCUUGAGAUUCAAUACAAUCCCGGGCAUGCUCGCACAGGCUCGUAUAGUUCAAUAUGUUCCACCGCCGAGACGUCGCCCUCCGACUCGGUUAGCACGCGCGUCACUACACCUGCGCGCUCCCCGCCACCAAUUCGCCAACAUGGCCCUAUCUUACUACCCAAGAUUCGCUCUCAAGACCAGACUAUCGAAUCCCCCGCCAAGCGUGUGAGGAGAUCGCCUGCUGCUUCUGUCCCUAAGCCUACACGGAAAGCGAGCAUCCGCCCAACUCACACUCGGAGCUUCACGAACCCGGAGUCGCUGAGCUUCAGCAACUCUUUCUUCGGCCCAGUCGAAGACCAACAAGUCGCUUUUCCAUCUUCUCUCCUCGGCUCACCAAUCUCCUAUGCGCAGGACAAUAUGCAGGCCCAGCGCGCAUCCAGCGCUGGACCCGAAAACUUCGGGCUUGAUAAUUUCAGCUUCGCUACUUACCGCCAAAUGCCUUCAUAUACCCCAGCCGUUUCGCAGUCACCACCUCAAGCUGAGCAAUUCAUGUAUGGAUAUGCGCCUAGGGCCCCUUCACCCUUCAGCUUGUGUUCAACGCCGGACCCCACGCCAUCCACAACCCUCAUGAGCUAUCUGACCACAUCCAACCCGGCCCCUUCAUUGGUCCGGUCUAUCUCAUUCCCUCUUCGGGACCCCAACACCAAGCACUUUUGGUGGGAUGUGCGGCAGAUCCGCCAAUGGUCCGCUUUCAACCUUACUACCAUUCUCUCUUUGCCCGGCGCUUCUGCCCUCCUCAACUGCCCCGUCCCGGCCCCCCUUCUUCCCCAACCUUCUACCAAUGCGCGCCAUCCUGAGACAGAGGCAGCAUUGCACAACAUCUACGCAUCCUACUACAUCCCCAAGCUCAACUCGGCUCUCGCGAUCUCAUCACAAAGGGCUCUUCAGUUCUCAGUUCCCAGCACAAAACACACCCCAUCAUCACCCAACGACCACCUCAUUGUUGCCAAUCUGGCCGGUGAGUCGUCAACGGCAGCCGCCAUCUUCGGUGGAAAGCCAACUGCCCGGGUCGUAGGACUAGUCAAAUCCUUUGACCGAUUCAACACUGGAAUGCGAGUUGAAGGCAACAUCAAGCGCGUGGAAUACUUGCGCGGACUGGCCCACUUGCAUCAUGUAAUGCGUGAGCACGGCACCCGCUACGGCUUCAUUCUCACUGAGAUUGAGCUGGUGUUGGUCCGUAAUGGCGCUGAAGGAACGCCCCACUUCGGCUAUCUAGAAGUGACCAGCGUACAGCUCGCCGCCGCGGGGUCCGACGUUGACGGUGAAGAUGAGACCACUCCACUCACCGCAUGCCUUGCACUUUGGGGUCUGUGCAUGUUGGCCGGCGAUGAGCCAACACCGGGACAUGCGCCGUGGAAAGCUGAAAUCGGCGCCCCUGCCGAGGGGACUCGUCGCAAGGCACUAGCUCGUGACGAUUGGAUGCCACAGCCACAACUUGCCGAGAAGCGGGAAGCUAAGCGCGCUAGGGGUUGGGUGUUACCAGAAGAUCCUGUCGGUAGGAAGGAGUUGGGUAAGCGGGGUGUGCGAUAUGGCGCAUGCUAAAUUUUCUAUGCCAUCUAUGAACAGCCUGGGCUGGCUCCUAGGCAUUUCCAAGUAUCUAAGGCGUUGUACAUAGAUACCCCCACCUAUCCACUUAAUGGGUUUUCCUUGGGUUUCAAGUUCGAGGUCCGGGAUUAGGAUAGGGCAUGGCUUAUGAAUGAUGAGGAUAGGUAAAGAAAGGAUUA